GAUCUAACGGCCCAGAGAGGCCAGCCCGUUAAGCGUUGCCUUCCCUAUUUCACCCCGCUCGCGGCGCCGCCCCUCACGAACCCUAACUUUUCCAAACCCUACUCCACCCACUUUGCGACACUCUACUGGUCUCCCCGAUGGAUCCACAGCAGCCGGAACCCGUCAGCUAUCUGUGCGGAGAUUGCGGAGCUGAAAACACGCUGAAGACAGGGGAUGUGAUCCAGUGCCGUGAGUGUGGCUACCGCAUCCUCUACAAGAAGCGCACCCGCAGGAUUGUUCAAUACGAAGCUCGCUGAAGACAAAAGAACAAACAUCAUUCACUGUUGGUUCGUGCCUCGAUUUGAUGGAGUGUGUGCCCGAGACAAAGCUACAAUGGAGAAAUGUAUUAUAUACAGUACUUUUAGGUCUUAUUUGUCCGUUGGACUUUGGCUUGAAGUGGUAAAACUUGUCGUAACCGUAUUGAGACUUUAGACGUUUGAGAAUCCAGAUUAUGCAUCCUGAAAGCUGGAUAUCGAAAAAUGGUUAUUAUUGCUAUUGCCAGCAAUAAAAUGCUCUGUUGGUUGGUUGCAGGCUUUUGCUCUUA
Triticum dicoccoides is the source of this 583-nucleotide messenger RNA. Its product is annotated as DNA-directed RNA polymerases II, IV and V subunit 12. Gene Ontology annotation, cellular component: RNA polymerase III complex; RNA polymerase I complex; RNA polymerase II, core complex. Gene Ontology annotation, biological process: DNA-templated transcription. The record is from RefSeq and is a predicted model, not a curated record. Gene Ontology annotation, molecular function: DNA binding; zinc ion binding. The transcript is spliced from 3 exons. Lineage: Eukaryota; Viridiplantae; Streptophyta; Magnoliopsida; Poales; Poaceae. The coding region runs from base 138 to 296 and encodes 52 amino acids.